AUGAGUUUCAAUAAUCCGAUCAUCCCGGGCUUCAACCCGGACCCGUCAAUUAUUCGAGUAGACAAGGACUUCUUCUUGGUUACCUCAAGUUUUGAAUACUUCCCCGGUGCUCCAAUCUAUCAUAGUCGCGACUUGAUUCAGUGGAAGCUCAUUGGCCAUGCGUUGACAAGGCCGAGUCAACUUCAAAUCCACACUCCCGAGCCGGGCGGAGGCGUGUGGGCUACUACUAUCCGCUACCAUGAGGGUGUGUUUUACAUCACUGCGGCCAGUUUUCAACGAUACCGGCCUCAGCAGGAUGAUCGAGUCUGGCCGCAGGGCUUUUAUGUUAAGACGACCAAUAUCUGGGAUGAUAGUACCUGGUCUGAUCCGGUGUAUUUUGAUGAAGUCGGAUUUGAUCAGGAUCUGUUCUGGGAUGAUGACGGAACGGUAUACCUAUCAUCAACCUAUCGCAAGCUCGAGCCCACUCCGGGCACGAAACUAAAGGACUUUGCCAUUCAUAUCUGCACAGUUGAUCUCGAUACGGGACACUCGACAUCAGAACCAAAACUGAUCCGCGCGUCAUCAUCCGGAGUCGCGGAGGGAUCGCAUAUUUACAAGCGCGGUCGGUACUACUAUCUUUUCACGGCGGAGGGUGGCACGGAGAGUGGCCAUUGUGAAUGGGUUAGUCGCAGUGAAGUUGGUCCAAUGGGGCCAUGGGAGCUUGCGCCGAAUAAUCCUCUCUGGCGUAAUGGAGUGGACGAUGAAGUGCAGAAUACUGGUCAUUUGGAUCUAGUUGAAGAUGCGGAUGGGAAUUGGUGGGCGGUUCUUUUGGCGGUUCGGCCAGUGCGAAAGGAAGAUCAGUGGGAGGAGUCUGUUUUUGGGAGAGAGAGUUUCCUUGUCCAUGUGGAGUGGGAGAAUGACUGGCCUGUCGUCAAUGGUGGCAAGAAGAUUUCCCUUCAGUCUAAUGGACCAGGGCUUUACCAGCACGAAAUUCCGGUGUCCUGGAAGGAUGACUUUUCGAGUUCUCAACUUCAGUUGGGCUGGUAUAGGAAAAAUACUCCCUUUACUCUCGACUAUUCUCUUACUGAACGCCCUAACCACCUUCGCCUGUAUGGUGGUCCAUAUACGCUUUCAGUACCUGCCAGCCCGACCAUGUUCCUACGAAAGCAGACUCAUCGAUUCUGUACCUGGGAGACCCAGCUAUCCUUCCAGCCCAUCUCAGAGCACACGGAGGCUGGCACAGUCGUGUGGUGGAAUUAUUUCACCUAUAGCAGUCUCGGAAUUCGCAGACAAGGCGAAAAUCGGAUUAUUCGGUUCCAGCCAUCAGAGGGCGAAAUAGUUGAGAAAAACUUGGAGUUAACUGGAGACAUUGUUCUGGUUAUUGAAUGCGGCAACGAGUACCGAUUUGGGUAUCGCGACCCAUCUAGCUCGGAGAUUAUUUGGAUUGGAAGUGUGGCCAAUCAUGUCGCGACCAAGGCACCGCCGGUAGGCGCACCGUUUACAGGCAUGAUGCUCGGGCUUUAUGCAUUUGGGGACCGACAGCGUUGUAUGACGCCUGCCGACUUUGCAUAUGCAGAAUUUAGAUGA
Messenger RNA from Penicillium cataractarum, 1566 nucleotides. RefSeq names its product glycoside hydrolase family 43 protein. The transcript has 5 exons. Lineage: Eukaryota; Fungi; Ascomycota; Eurotiomycetes; Eurotiales; Aspergillaceae. Gene Ontology annotation, molecular function: hydrolase activity, hydrolyzing O-glycosyl compounds. Gene Ontology annotation, biological process: carbohydrate metabolic process. Bases 1 to 1566 code for a protein of 521 amino acids. The record is from RefSeq and is a predicted model, not a curated record.